Molecule: messenger RNA, 1186 nt
Organism: Dipodomys ordii (Ord's kangaroo rat)
Lineage: Eukaryota; Metazoa; Chordata; Mammalia; Rodentia; Heteromyidae
Gene: Khk
Product: ketohexokinase (fructokinase)
Exons: 8
Coding region: 100-996 (298 amino acids)
Biological process (GO): fructose metabolic process
Molecular function (GO): ketohexokinase activity
Source: RefSeq, a predicted model, not a curated record
GGGGAGGAGCCUGGGGAGGAGCCUGGGGAGCGGGGACCCGGCCGGCUUACAGGAGGCAGAGCCCAGCAGGCCCAGGUCAGCCCAGCGGCGAGCAGCCUCAUGGAAGAGAAGCAGAUCCUGUGCGUGGGGCUGGUGGUGCUGGACGUCAUUAAUGUGGUAGACAAGUACCCAGAGGAGGACACGGACCGCAGGUGCCUGUCCCAGAGAUGGCAACGUGGAGGCAAUGCGUCCAACUCCUGCACCGUCCUCUCCCUGCUUGGAGCCCCCUGUGCCUUCAUGGGCUCACUGGCCCGUGACCAUGUUGCUGAUUUUGUCCUGGAUGACUUCCGCCGCUAUUCCGUGGAUCUACGCUAUGCUGUCUAUCAAACUACAGGCUCCAUUCCCACUUCCACAGUGAUCAUCAGUGAAGCCAGUGGUAGCCGCACCAUCCUGCAUGCCUACAGGAACUUGCCAGAUGUGUCUGCUAAGGACUUCGAGAAGGUUGAUCUGACCCGGUUCAAAUGGAUCCACAUUGAGGGCCGGAAUGCAUCAGAACAGGUGAAGAUGCUACAUCGGAUAGAACAGCACAAUGCCAGGCAGCCUCCAGAGCAGAAGAUUCGGGUGUCUGUGGAGAUAGAGAAGCCCCGGGAGGAGCUGUUCCAGCUAUUUGGCUAUGGAGAGGUGGUGUUUGUCAGCAAAGACAUAGCUAAACACCUGGGGUACAAGUCAGCCAAGGAGGCCCUGAGAGGCUUGUAUAGUCGUGUGAAGAAGGGGGCCACACUCAUCUGUGCCUGGGCCGAGGAGGGUGCCGAUGCCCUGGGCCCUGACGGCCAGCUGCUCCACUCAGAUGCCUUCCCACCACCUCGGGUAGUGGACACUUUGGGGGCUGGAGACACCUUCAAUGCCUCUGUGAUCUUCAGCCUCUCAAAGGGGAACAGCAUGGAAGACUCACUCAGGUUUGGCUGCCGGGUGGCUGGCACGAAGUGUGGUCUACAGGGGUUCGAUGGCAUUGUGUAAGAGCUGUGUGGCCGGGGCACCAGCUCCUCCCCCUUGGAGGCUGACCGCAUGGCCUGCUGUUGCUUCCCUCCUCCAUCCAGCCUGACUCCCCCAGCCCUGCUUCCUGGGAAGAUGGGAGACUGCUGGUGCCCUUUGUCCCGCCAUAUCUCAUCCUGCACAGCCGCUGAGCAAAUAAAUCUCUUUCCCCAAA